AUGCCCACUUACUUCGAUACCAUUGCGAUGAACUUCGCCAACGUUGAGGUUGGCCCAGAUGGAAUUGAGACAGUUCAAUUCCUGCAAGCUGCGGAGGCUCUCUCGAACAUGUUCACUCUAUUCAACUCGACCGCAUUCAGCGUUGUCCAGAGCGACAUCAAUGGCAACAUCAAGAAACUUCGUGAACGGUACGACGCAACUGGUGAGAAGUCGCGUACCAUCGAAAUGUUGGUGGUAAACGAGCAAGGCGAGAAGAAUCGCACAGCAACCCAGGGCUUGCUCUGGCUGAACCGCGGUCUUCGAUUCACCUACGUUGGCCUGAAGCAUUCUUAUGACCACGCGGACAGCGCACUCUCAGAGAGUUUCAACAUUUCCUAUGGCGAGACCCUCAGGGCCCAUCACAGCUUCAUUACUCGUGGUGUCUUCAGUGUCGCUGUGAGGGCGGUUCCUCAUCGCGCUAGCCUAUUGAAGUCACUCGGCGAGCCGGAGGACCGAGUUCUCCAGCAGCUCGACGAAUGGCUCAACGCCCUUGGGCAGCUCACCCAACGCAUCGACAAGUUCUUCGAGACUAGUGACUACGCCAAGGGCUUUUGA
Dacryopinax primogenitus is the source of this 594-nucleotide messenger RNA. Its product is annotated as het-c2 protein. The record is from RefSeq and is a predicted model, not a curated record. Gene Ontology annotation, cellular component: membrane; cytoplasm; cytosol. Gene Ontology annotation, molecular function: ceramide 1-phosphate binding; ceramide 1-phosphate transfer activity. Bases 1 to 594 code for a protein of 197 amino acids. The transcript has 5 exons. Gene Ontology annotation, biological process: intermembrane lipid transfer; ceramide transport. Lineage: Eukaryota; Fungi; Basidiomycota; Dacrymycetes; Dacrymycetales; Dacrymycetaceae.